Messenger RNA from Xenopus laevis (African clawed frog), 2686 nucleotides. It is a transcript of the gene cldn8.L, whose product is annotated as claudin 8, gene 1 L homeolog. The record is from RefSeq and is a predicted model, not a curated record. The coding region runs from base 498 to 1151 and encodes 217 amino acids. NCBI's taxonomy places the organism in Eukaryota, Metazoa, Chordata, Amphibia, Anura, Pipidae. The transcript has a single exon. Gene Ontology annotation, molecular function: structural molecule activity. Gene Ontology annotation, cellular component: bicellular tight junction; membrane; plasma membrane.
ACAUGUUUCCUGAAGCAAGAAGACCGGUGUGUGUGAGUGUGUGGCUACUAAGCACCGUCUCCUGUUUCACUUUUGCAGACGGCGGCUCUUGGAUUCCAUCCAUCCACCUGAAAUGCCUGCUGCUCGGUGAAGUGGGGCAAGAAUUGUGUGCAUUCUUCUAGAACUUGUUCAUCCUGUCAGCUGUUAUGAUCUAGUUCAAAAGCCAGGCACAGAUAUUACAGUUCUAGCAAUGAAGAAUCCAUUGUUGGUAUAAGCACACCCCUUUUGGCUGGGAAAGCUGUUAGACCUGAUAAACAAGGUCUCCUGCAUCUUUCAGUGGUAUUUGAUUUUUGGAAAGCGGAGCACAUAAAAUUCCAACCAGCCCAUGCCAGAUUUCACUUGGUUGCAAGUGUUUAAGAAUUAAAGAGUCGCUUUCUUCGGCGGAGAGUAAGAGUUUGCAGUUGGCUGCACGCACACGACUGAUCCCUUUACUGUUGAGCUCCAACCUAGAAGACAACAUGGCUAUGCAACUUGCUGGUCUAGUCUUGGGAGGCAUUGGCUUGGUAGGAACUUGCGCUGUCACCGGCUUGCCCCAAUGGAGAGUCACUGCCUUCAUCGAUAACAACAUUGUGGUGUUUGAGGCACAGUGGGAAGGACUGUGGAUGAACUGCGUUAGGCAAGCCAACAUCAGGAUGCAAUGCAAGAUAUAUGAUUCACUGUUGGCACUGACACCUGACUUGCAGGCUGGCAGAGCGUUGAUGUGCGUGGGUGUCGUAUUGUCAUUCCUGGCUUUCAUGAUCGCCAUCAUUGGCAUGAAAUGCACUGUGUGUGCUGGAGAUAAUUUGAAGACAAAAGGGAUGAUCCUUCUGGUGGCUGGCAUAACAUUCAUCCUUUCUGGGAUUAUUGUUCUGAUUCCUGUAUCCUGGACCGCUAAUCAGAUCAUCAGGGACUUCUACAACCCCCUUGUUCUUUCAUCCCAGAAGAGAGAACUGGGCGAUGCUCUGUACAUAGGGUGGACAACAGCACUGGUUCUUAUUGUCGGAGGGAUAAUUCUUUGCUUAUCCUUCCGGAAUGGUGAAAAGGAGGUCAGAUACACCCUGCCGCCUAAAACAGUUUCCAGUGCCCCACAACGGAAGCCAUCGAGCCUCUACUCCAAAAGCCAAUAUGUGUAGAACAGAUUUUGGUGGCAAACUGCCAAGGAUCCACUGGAAACAAAGUAGAAUUGACAUGGUUCUGACUAUUGAAGCCCUUUGGACUACAAAAUGGGAAAGAAAGAUAGGAAGCCUUUCAAAACUGUGAACAUUGGUCACUACAGAGGGACUUUGUUGUGUUUUUAUCAAGAUAACUUUGUGCAAGAUUUAGGAAAAGCACUUGUGGUUCCGGGAAGCCGAUGCCCAGGAUCAUACACUUAUAGACUGUAUCAAACGGGAUUAAGAAGGAUUUUAAUGUUUUUUUGUGCACCAGAAUAUUUUCUUUCGGUUGACUUGCAGGUAACAGCGUGAAUUGGAAAAAUACUAACCAGUAAAGAAUAAGUGGCUUUAUGUCACUUCUUGACCUUUGAUAUAACUGUCUAAUUGUUAGCUCUGAGCAGCUCAUAUCUUAUAUCAAGGCAUGGCAUGGGACUAGCCUGGUAAAUUGUAUAUGCUGUAUAUAUGUUAUAGUUUAGCUAUAUGCUUAUAUAACUCAUUAUGCAAUUAAAUAAUGAGUACUUCAAGGCACCCAUUCCUGCAUCUGUAAAUAGUCUCUAUUUAUAGGGUUUAAUUUACACCUGAAUUGUAAGAACAUAGCUGGCUGUAUUGACAGUAUAAACAGUCAUGCUAUUUCCAUUAUAAGCUGUGCCAGUUCUAUAAUGUUUUUGGUGUCAGCAGGGACAUUUUCCAUCAACUAAUAUGGCAACUUAGCGAGGAGGGUAUUCCAAUAAAGGAACUGGGCAGCCCUUUGAAAUACCAAUAAUUUGAAUAAAUUCCUUAUAGGAAAAUUAUAUAAUUAUGUUCACUAUAAUUAUUGCUACAGUAGUUUGUGUUUUGAACUGACAAAUCAAAAGGACAGAGUUUGCCUAUUUAUUAAUCUAUAGCAACCAAAGCAAUUAACGUUUCGCAAUGCAUUUUAAAAUGAUGAAAUCAAAAUUUAGUGGCUUUAGAUUGGACGUUGCCAUUGAUUGACCACCAGUGAUCUGACACAAUUGCAUGAGUAGAGCUUAGUAAUUUCAUCAUUAAGGGGAGGGCACAUUGGGAGCUGGUUAAGGUUAUAUUGAUGACAUCACUGUGAGAUAGUGAGCUAGAGAUCUGAUGAUUGGUCCUCAGCAUGAGCUCAUACUUUUCUUCAAAUUAACUCUUCUUUAAAAAUUUAAUUUUGAACUAUAGCUGAGUCCACCUUUCCCAGCUAAAGGAAGCUUGGAGGAAAAGGUCUAAAUAUACAUAACUAUGGAUAAAAAUAACCAUGAGGAGGAACUCUGGGUCAAACCUCAGGUUACUCUGCACAAGUUCCUUGUCCCCUUUUCCCAUUCCAGCCAUAGACAACAAAACUAUUUUUAGUGUAAUGGGGGGGGGGGUAAUUUCCAUUAUUUCUAUGUAAAUUUAAUGAUGUGUUUUACAUGAUUACCACCGCAGGGACAGGGACUGAUGUGAAUGAGAAAUUAUGUUAAUAAAGUGCUUUUGUACAUGUGUCACUGUAUAAAUAAAGGAUAAUAAAUAACAACCUGUAUGAA